UAGUCUUUGCAAAUCCUACAACCCAUUGUGCAUCUGCGAAACCAAAGCUCAUUUUCGGGCGAUAAUAGCGAUUAGAUACCGGUAUCUUUGAAAACUACCUUCUUCCCCGGUGGCUCUCGACACCGACGUGCCUUUGUACGCCGCGGAGAACCGUGUAAAAUUGCCCGCGGUCAGUACACUCCUCCCAUUCUACAUUUGAGAAGCCGGUCAAAAUGGACGUAAUAAAGGCGGUCCAGAAUUACCUCAACAAAAUGAUAAAUGAGGUUACAGGGAUGAAAGUGUUACUUAUGGAUGCCGAGACAACUUCCAUAAUAUCAAUGGUCAUGACUCAAACGCAGCUCCUCCAACGCGAAGUUUAUCUUAUCGACCGGAUAGAUAACCGUCAGCGAGAGAAAAUGCGGCAUCUGCGAUGUAUUUGCUUUUUGAGGCCGACCGGGGAGUCAGUUCAGGCAUUGGUGGAGGAAUUGAGGGAGCCACGGUAUGGAGAUUAUUACUUGUAUUUCAGCAAUACUUUGCGAAAAUCGGAUAUCGAGCGGCUAGCGGAAGUUGAUGAGCACGAAGUCGUGCGAGAAGUGCAGGAGUACUAUGCGGACUUCCUAUCUAUCAAUGCAGACCUCUUUUCUCUCAACUUGGCGGCUCCGCAGAAUCCACUUUUUGUCGAAAACCUCAAUACUUGGGAUACCCGAACGUUUUCUCGCACCACGGAGGGAAUUUUGGCGCUACUUUUAGCGCUAAAAAAGAAGCCGCUAAUACGAUAUGAGAAGAGUUCAGCACUGGCAAAGAAAUUGGCAGGGGAGCUAGCGUAUCAAAUACAGCAGGAAGGACCUCUGUUCGACUUCCGAAGACCAGAUACCCCUCCUAUUCUUCUCAUCAUGGACCGCCGCAACGAUCCUGUUACUCCCUUGCUGCUCCAAUGGACCUAUCAAGCAAUGGUGCACGAACUAAUUGGGAUCAGCAAUGGGAGGGUCGACUUGUCAGGUCUACCGGAUGUCCGUCCAGAAAUGAAGGAAGUGGUUCUAAAUCCAGAACAGGACAGCUUUUACCGAAAAAGCAUGUAUCUCAAUUUGGGGGAUCUAGGUGGCAACAUUAAAACCUACGUGGACGAGUACCAAACCAAGCAUAAGUCGUCUGCCGAAAUCAACUCUAUCGCAGAUAUGAAGAAGUUUGUGGAGGACUACCCAGAAUUUCGAAAGCUCUCUGGAAACGUAACGAAGCAUGUUACGUUGGUGGGAGAGCUCAGUAGACAAGUUAGCCGGCAACAUUUGAUGGAAGUAGGCGAAUUGGAGCAGAGCUUGGCUGUCAACGAUAACCAUGCCCAAGACUUGAAGGUUUUACGUUCUAUGCUCGAGCGUACCGAUAUACCUGACGAUGCACGAAUUCGCCUAGUUCUGCUCUACGCGUUGCGAUACGAGAAGUCACAGAGUAAUGCUACCCCGCAGUUGCUCGAUCUAUUAGCCCGAAGCGGAGUGAGCGACAAGAAGAUUGCGGUGGUUGGUCACCUCAUACAGUUUGCGGGAACAGAUCAACGUCUUGAAGACCUCUUUUCAAAUCAGAAUGUGUUUGCACGCACAAAGAAUGUCUUCAAAGGUCUCCAGGGCGUUGAAAACGUGUACACGCAACAUUCACCCCAUCUCGUCGAAACCAUCCAAGAUUGUAUCAAAGGCCGCCUAAAGGAUCAACUAUAUCCAUUGAUCGAGGGCAGCACACGGGAUAAACCUCAAGAUAUUAUUGUGUUUAUGAUUGGUGGUGCCACAUAUGCGGAGGCACAUGAAGUAGCUAAACUAAAUGCGAGCAACCCUGGAGUGAGAAUCGUACUUGGAGGCACUACCGUGCAUAACUCACAAAGCUUUCUGCGUGAAGUUGCUGAAUCUGUCUCACGAUGGGGUAAGGGAUCUACCGCGCAUUCAUCACCGCCCUUGGAGCGGUUGCGGACUGCGAGGUUGGGGUGAUCCAAUCGACGGAGAGAGAGAAAGAGGUUGGAAUUAUCAUAAUGUUGGUUCAUGGGAAAGUAAGGUGUAUCAAUGGUUCCUUUGCUUCCCCGUCUUUAUAGAAUAAACUAUCGUGGUUUUUCUUGACGGAGAUUGACUUGUGUCGGCACCAUGGUACUCAUCUCCCGAAUCCCUUUUUGUCUUCCCUCCGACUUCUCUCUCUCUCUAAAUACUGGAUGCGUCGCCCCAUUCCUCGCAUCAGCAUUUAUACACAAUCCUUCGGAAAAGUCUCCAUAUGAUCACUUAUACUUUCUCUUUACCUUCUCAGGACACCGGUAAUUCGGCUGGGAUAGAUCCUUGCUCUCCAAUGCAGUGAGGGGGAAAACGGACGGACUGGUCCAUGGGAUUCUCAUUUUGUAGCAUAAUGUAUUUUUAUCUCUUGUGUAUCAAUGCUCCUAUACUGUUUGGUUGAGAACUGGCUCAUGUUCAGAACGCGCGUGUCGAUAAACCGGCACCCUAAUGUAGCCCUCAGUUUCG
Messenger RNA from Spizellomyces punctatus DAOM BR117, 2465 nucleotides. RefSeq lists its product as uncharacterized. The transcript has 12 exons. The record is from RefSeq and is a predicted model, not a curated record. Bases 213 to 1949 code for a protein of 578 amino acids. Gene Ontology annotation, biological process: vesicle-mediated transport; intracellular protein transport. Gene Ontology annotation, cellular component: Golgi membrane. NCBI's taxonomy places the organism in Eukaryota, Fungi, Chytridiomycota, Chytridiomycetes, Spizellomycetales, Spizellomycetaceae.